AGAGAAAGAACAUGCAAGGAUUCAAAGUUUUAGCCAUUUUGGCUAUAGUAUUGGUCGCACACCAGGCCAAUGCCGGUACCAUCAGUAUCGGUGGCGUUAUGAGUGACGUGUCACAAGUUGCCGUGGCCGGUGAGAAGAUCAUCCAUCAGCUCGAGAAUACUGUUCAGGCGGCACAGCCUGAACCGCAAACUGUUGUUCAUCAUCACGUGCAUAUAGAGAAGUUGCAUCGCCGUACUAAGCCUGAACCCUAUUUUGUGGACCCCGAAACUCAAAACAUUUUGAGCGCUAUGGCUAAUGCUUUGGGUGAUCUGGCUAAUGCUAUCACCCACAUCAAGCUGAAUGAGGAGGACGAAUAUGUGAAACCCCAGCCUCGCUUUGUCGCUCAAGAAGAUGAAUUUGUAAAGCCCGAACCUAUCUCAGACAAGUAUGAGAAGCCUUUGCCUGUCGCUGAAGAUAAAUAUGUGAAGCCCCAGCCUCGCUUCGUUCCUGAGGAGAAUGAUUAUGUGAAGCCCCAGCCUCGCUUUGAGUUUGUAAAGCCUGUACCUGUCGAGGAUAAAUAUCAGAAGCCUGAGCCUUGGUUCAAUCCUGUGGAGGAGAAUGAUUAUGUUAAGCCGGAAGCUCAAAACCUAAUCGGUGCUGUUUUGGGAGGAGUUGCCAAUGGACUUGGUGAUCUCGCUAAUACUAUCACUGGUGUGAGAGCUGAAGAGGAGAACGAGUAUGUGAAGCCCCAGCCUCGCUUUGUCGCUCAAGGAGAUGAAUUUGUUAAGCCUGAACCUGUCUCAGACAAAUAUGAGAAGCCUGUGCCUGUCGCUGAGGAUGAAUAUGUGAAGCCCCAGCCUCGCUUCGUUCCUGAGGAGAAUGAUUAUGUGAAGCCCCAGCCUCGCUUUGAGUUUGUAAAGCCUGUACCUGUCGAGGAUAAAUAUCAGAAGCCUGAGCCUUGGUUCAAUCCUGUGGAGGAGAAUGAUUAUGUUAAGCCCGAAGCUCAAAACCUAAUCGGUGCUGUUUUGGGAGGAGUUGCCAAUGGACUUGGUGAUCUCGCUAAUACUAUCACUGGUGUGAGAGCUGAAGAGGAGAACGAGUAUGUGAAGCCCCAGCCUCGCUUCGUUCCUGAGGAGAAUGAUUAUGUGAAGCCCCAGCCUCGCUUUGAGUUUGUAAAGCCUGUACCUGUCGAGGAUAAAUAUCAGAAGCCUGAGCCUUGGUUCAAUCCUGUGGAGGAGAAUGAUUAUGUUAAGCCCGAAGCUCAAAACCUAAUCGGUGCUGUUUUGGGAGGAGUUGCCAAUGGACUUGGUGAUCUCGCUAAUACUAUCACUGGUGUGAGAGCUGAAGAGGAGAACGAAUAUGUGAAGCCCCAGCCUCGUUUCGUUCCUGAGGAGAAUGAUUAUGUGAAGCCCCAGCCUCGCUUUGAGUUUGUAAAGCCUGUACCUGUCGAGGAUAAAUAUCAGAAGCCUGAGCCUUGGUUCAAUCCUGUGGAGGAGAAUGAUUAUGUUAAGCCCGAAGCUCAAAACCUAAUCGGUGCUGUUUUGGGAGGAGUUGCCAAUGGACUUGGUGAUCUCGCUAAUACUAUCACUGGUGUGAGAGCUGAAGAGGAGAACGAGUAUGUGAAGCCCCAGCCUCGCUUCGUUCCUGAGGAGAAUGAUUAUGUGAAGCCCCAGCCUCGCUUUGAGUUUGUAAAGCCUGUACCUGUCGAGGACAAAUAUGAGAAGCCUGUGCCUGUCGCUGAGGAUGAAUAUGUGAAGCCCCAACCUCGUUUCGUUGCUGAGCCUGAGGCACAAAGCGUUGCGUCCGACGGUGCUUCAAUUAUUGGUGAGGGUGGUGCCAUCAGUGCCAAGACCAUUGCUAAGGCUGCCAAUGUCGCUGCUCCCUAUGUCGAUAAGAUCAAUGAAGCUCUUGGCGAUCUCGCCAACACCAUCACCGGCUUGUAAACUACUUGGCCGCCUCUUAACGAACCAUUAAUAAAAUAAAAUAAACGAUUUAAUAAAACGUCUGUACUCGUACAUAUGUACAGACAUAUGUGCAUGGAAGUAUUUUUAACUUUUCCAUCGCAGGCAAA
Messenger RNA from Scaptodrosophila lebanonensis, 2050 nucleotides. RefSeq lists its product as uncharacterized. The coding region runs from base 12 to 1922 and encodes 636 amino acids. Lineage: Eukaryota; Metazoa; Arthropoda; Insecta; Diptera; Drosophilidae. The record is from RefSeq and is a predicted model, not a curated record. The transcript has 10 exons.